AAAGACGUCAUCGCGGGAGAUCCAGCCAAAGGACUGGACGGAGCAGCGGCGAAUUCCUCGUGAAGCCGAGGGCCUGGCUGAUCUGGUUGCAAGCUGAUGGUAGAUAGGCGUGGCCGUGCGAGCGCAUGUGCACUGGAGGCGUCUGACUGACUGCUGCUCAUCUCAUCCCUCCUGCCACCCACCUCUUCUGUGACACACACACACACACACACACACACACACACACACACACACACACACACACACACACACACACACACACACACACACACACACACACACACACACACACACACAUUCUCUCUUUCUCUUUUUUCUUUCUCUCUGUUCCUCUCUCUUUUUCUUAGACACACACACACUUGCCAUACUUCUGACUCUCUCUCUCUCACACACACACACACACACACACACACACACACACACACACACACACGCACACACACACACACACAUACACACACGCACACACACACAACUGCCUUUAUGGUACGUUAUGGGAUUGAUGGGCAGACAGCAGCCUCCAGUGGGGAGCAUGUCGAAGGCCCCCAGCCCCUCCCCUCCUCACCCUCCCAGCAUGGCAUCUCCAAACUCACCCACAAUGCCCUGGGUGGCAUGGGCGUGCUCCGCCAGGGCCUGAGGCAGUUCCUGCGCCAGCCUCUGUCCCGCCGACGUCACUCUCUCUCCCACCCCUCCUCCCCCUCCCCUUCCUCCUCCCCUUCCUCCUCCUCCUCCUCCUCCUCCUCCGUCCGCUCCCGCUCGUCCGGCCCGCAGUCGGGCGCAGGCCUGGACCAGCUGCUGGAGCUGUGCUCCUCCGCCGCCCGCUCUGACGGUGCCCCCCCUCCCGCAGUGACGCAGGCGUGUCCGGCAGCGUCGCCCAUGAGGAGAGGGGCCACCCUCCCCAGCCGCCACCGGCCCAGGCCCGGCCCGCCGUUGGCGUCCACCGGCGGCGCCGCUGACGUGACGGACGGUCCUCCGGUCCAGAGGGGGAGCCCUCAGCAGCAUCAUGCUCAUCGCCGUGUCCACCCCAGCGCUCCGCUGACCGCCACCACCGCCGGCAACGCCGCCAACGCCUCCUCCCACGAUGCACCUCAGCAGCCGAGCGGCCGGCCGCGCUCCUCGUCCACGGAUGGCCUCGCCCUCCUGGAUACCCCCCUCAGCUCAGGGUACCAGUCCACCGAGGAGACCGAUCGGAUCGAGAGGUUGGAGGGAGGCGUCCAGGCGGCCCUUGCGGGCGCGGGCGAUAUUUCCGAUGAGCCCCUGGACCCCCAGCGCACGCGGCAGGUCAUCGCGCAGCUGCAGCAGAAGAUCCUGAAGCUGACCGAGCAGCUGCGCAUCGAGCAGACGGCGCGCGACGAGAAUGUCGCCGAGUACCUCAAGCUGGCCAACAACACCAGCGACAAGCAGCAGAGCGUGCGCAUCAAGCAGGUGUUCGAGAAGAAGAACCAGAAGUCUGCGGGCAGCAUCGCCCAGCUGCAGCGCAAGCUGGAGCACUACCACCGGCGGCUGCGCGAGGCCGAGGGUGGCGCCGGGGCGGGCGCGGGGGCGGGCACGGGGCGCCAGGGCAAGGCGGUGCUGCGCGACAUGCAGCAGGGCCUGCGCGACGUGGGCGCCCGCGUCUCCGAGUUCAGCGAGGGCGUGGUGGACAGCGUGCGCGGCGGCCUCACCAGCAUCCAGCAGGUCACCCACCAGGCGGCGUCCAAGCCGCGCGAGAUCGCCUCGCUCCUGCUGGCCUCGCGCCACCGCUCCGGCAGCGCCGACAACCUCCACCAGCUCCGCGACGGCCAGGACGUCGACACCAACGGCGACGAGAGCGUGCUGAGCGGCGGCGGCGGCAGCGGAGGGCGCCUGCAGGCCAGCCCCAAGUUCGGCAGCGAGGAGGACUGCUCGAGCGGCACCUCGGGCUCCGCGGGGGCCAACAGCACCACCGGGGGGGCCCCGGGCGGCCCCCCGAGCUCCAAGGGCAACACGCUGGAGCGGGGCCAGCACAGCGGCCUGGACAUGCUGCUCCAGGAGGUGCAGGAGCUCAGGGAGGCCCAGGGCAGGAUGGAGGAGGCCCUGGACGGACUGAAGAGCCACUACACGCGAGACUACACGCUCAUCUUGCAGGGCAUACAGGAGGAGAGGUUCAGGUGUGAACGACUGGAGGAGCAGUUGAAUGACCUGACAGAACUCCACCAGAAUGAGAUCCUAAACCUGAAACAGGAGCUGUCCAGCAUGGAGGAGAAGAUUGCCUAUCAGUCCAAUGAGCGGGCCAGAGACAUACAGGAGGCGCUGGAGGCGUGCCAGACGCGGGUCUCCAAGAUGGAGCUGCAGCAGCAGCAGCAGCAGGUGGUGCAGCUGGAGGGGCUGGAGAGCGCGGCGGCCGCGCGGACCCUGCUGGGCAAGCUGAUCAGCGUGCUGCUGGCGCUCAUGGCCGUGCUGCUGGUGUUCGUGUCGGCCGUGGCCAACUGCGUGGUGCCGCUCAUGAGGACGCGCGGCCGCUCGCUCUCCACCCUCCUCUUCCUCAUCUUCCUCGCCUUCGUCUGGAGGAACUGGGACGUGAUGACCGGGCAGACCCAGGCGCGCGUCCACCUGCCCAGAUGAUGGUCGCGCCCCCCCUUCCCUCCCCCCUGCCUGACCGGCACGUCCUAGCAGCCAGUCAGAUGCCGGCGGCGGUGGUCAUCUGGCGGGCACCUCAGUGGCCAGCGGUGGCCUUUUGCAAUGUCGUCCACUCUUCUGUGAGGACACGGGAUCUGAAGGAGAUGGACCAAAACGCCUCAGACCCACCUAGCUGAGUUUUCAAAUCUGUUUACACCCGAAGGAGGCAAAAAACUAGUUUUCUCCUCUGGCACAUUUGCAGUGCUUCACUGCUUGUAUUUUCCCUUAAUUUAAUGUAGAUUGUACUUUUAUUGUAAUUAUUCCUAAUACGAUUAUUUUAUUCUUUUUAUGAUAAUUAUUCAGUUCAAUGUAGCAUGAAGCUUCUGUCAAAAAAAAAAAAACACUUGGCUGAUAGGACAUUUUCUUCCUCAGUGCCUUACUGCCAGAGAUUACUGUGAUUGGCUGCCUUCAUUGGGAGUUGUGCCUUUUCAGCCAUGACUGACAGCAAUAGCGGAUUCCUCCCUGUCUGCACUGCCCUAAAUUCGGAGAUGAGAGACGAAACCUCUCUGAGGACUUUGCUUGCAGGAUUGAAUAGACUAAUCGAGAGAUGCGGUACUUGAAUGAAGAGUGGCAUCUGUGUGUGUGUGUGGGUGGGGGGGAGGUUGGGUGGUUCUUGGGCUUUCUCACUGUUUUCUCUAGGGAUGAUUCCGUUCCCUUCCAAAUCUUUGAUGUAAAGCAGAUUUUUAUCCCGAAUGAAGUAUUUUGAAGAAUGUUCUUAAUUAAUAUUUAUAGUGAUGCAUAUAUCCAGCCAGUGGGUGUGGUGGUCAGUUGAAGAGAGUAUAUCUGACCCACACCAGACCAGUCUGACCGUUAUAACAGACGUGGGUACGCUGAGGACACACACGUGUAUGAGCCCCAGUAGCUAGGCUAGCAUACAUCUUCAUGUUGAUGGCGUGCUUUUUUUUCUGACUGAGCAUGACGAUGUACACUUUAAUGACACGAUGAAUAACGUCACACUCUACAUUUUUAGACUUUUGACGGCCCGCCUACUGUAAUGUAUCACGAUAGCAAACUCGAAGCCAAUCUCUGUGGAUUGCUUUUGACCCCCUGACCAUUGGUUUGAGUUGAUGCUAGUGUGUUGACUGUGUUAGCAGAGCGCCCCCUGUCCUCUGUCUGUAUGCACUGCACUUUACCAGUUGAGUCUGUGCGCUGCGCUGUCACAUCACAUACAGAUACCUGUUCAUUUUGAUGGCUUUCUCUGAACGUUUAUGGGAGGAAUAAAAAAAGCAUUCCUGACUA
Molecule: messenger RNA, 3876 nt
Organism: Sardina pilchardus (European sardine)
Lineage: Eukaryota; Metazoa; Chordata; Actinopteri; Clupeiformes; Clupeidae
Gene: tmcc1a
Product: transmembrane and coiled-coil domain family 1a
Exons: 7
Coding region: 484-2583 (699 amino acids)
Cellular component (GO): endomembrane system
Source: RefSeq, a predicted model, not a curated record